Molecule: messenger RNA, 1791 nt
Organism: Aspergillus clavatus NRRL 1
Lineage: Eukaryota; Fungi; Ascomycota; Eurotiomycetes; Eurotiales; Aspergillaceae
Exons: 1
Coding region: 1-1791 (596 amino acids)
Source: RefSeq, a predicted model, not a curated record
AUGGCACACAGUAACCUCUACCUCCUAAUCUUGCUCCUCCAGUCCCUCCCCGUAUCCGCACAGUAUGUCGUUUCGUCUACCGCCGCCUGGUCCUCGCAGAUCAUCGCCUUCUGGGGCGCGAUCAUCAUUGCCUCGCAGGUCGGCAGAGUCGCCGGUGCCGGAACAGCGCUCUUUUCUAGCAUCCGUCUAGCCUUGCGUAUUCGCGCCAUAACUAACGCUCUCGCCCGGGGAAAUUGGUUUUUGCACUCCGGAUGGGUGACGAAUACCCUCCGCACGGACAUCGCAGUGGUAUGCUGGCGCUCGCCUGAAGACUUACAAGGGUUGAUCCGCCGUGUUGCUAUGCAAAUCGAGAGCCUUGGUGCGGGCGAAUGGCAGGUUCUCGUGGUGGGCUGUCAGCUAGAAGAAGAGCCCUCCAAGGAGAGCAAAGUGCACUGGAUCCGGUGUCCGCGAGGUGAGAAUCUCUGCGGCGCGAGAAUCAAAGCGACAGAUGGGUAUCUAUUUCCUCUGAGCAACGAGGACCUCGACUACGCGGUCGCAAUGUUGGAGCAGUCGCCGCCGGCCUCGAUGGAAGACAUCGUUCACGAGAUGGAGGCGAGGCGGGAAAAACGGCCGUCGCGGGUCUCAUACCUCUCGGAGCAGCCGCAAGAAGCACAGAUGAACGCGACGAAGCUUUCGUGGGGGUAUAUCUUUACGAGUGUUGAGCAUCACAUCACGCCGUUUCUGAAGCUGAAGAAGUGGACGAGUUCUUACGGUGCAGACCGCGGUUCGACAAUGGUCUGCGCGACGCGCAUGUAUCUCCUUGUGCAUCUGCUGAUUUCUUGUGCUGUGGGACUGAUGGCUGCGGCAACAGGGAGAGGGCUCGCGGUAUGGUUCAUGACGGUGAGACCCACGCUCUCGACGAUGGGUGGGAAGAAUGUGAAUGGCAACGAUAUCCUGCAGUCUCUGCUCUGUACGGAUGAGACCGUGUUCCAGUAUGAGACAGGCGAGAAUUCACUCCUGCUUGCGGGAGAUGUCCUUGGCCAUCCUCUGCAAUGGUGGGCAGCGGCUCUUGUAUUUGCUGUUCCUGCUUUUGAGACGGCCGUCAUUACCGCGGGAUGGCUGUACGGUAGUCUGAAAGCCGAUAGACUUGCACCCUCUGGGCUUGUAGGUCACGGCAUGCUGUGGUUAUCUAUUGUGGUGGGACUUUCACUCUGUAUUCGCUCUCUCUUCACAUUACGGAAUCAGGGAAAGGGCCGUCUGGUGGGAAUCUGGCAUAAACAACAGUUCCCCCAACAUCUUGUCGGUAUGGAGUCGCUGGAGGUCUCGACGUCAGAUCUCGUCCGUUUGGCUGGCGAUGUGUCCCCGAUUGGUCUAGUUGUUAAGCUACUUCAGGGCAAGGACCCAGCGAACAUUCCCGUCGUUGAAAGCUUCUUCCGACUACCAGUGACGGGGGUUAUCAUCGAAUAUCUCGUCGCUACACAGAUCAUGAAGUACAAGUAUCAAGGGGACGAGAUUCUCACUAGAGGAGAUAAGCCCAUCUCCCCAAAGUCCGAAUCCCCGUGGCGUCAGUCCUACUGCUGUGUAGCGCUGACGAUGGCAUGUGCAUGCGUGUCUGCUGUGUAUGCCUACUACCCGCUGCCGAAAUGGGUUAAAAUAAUCACCGAGGUUCUUUUAGCCAUCAGUGCUUCCUGGUUCAACUCGCUCGAUCUCGUGGGCAGCUUCAUGCACGAGAAGGAGACUUCUAUCUGCUUUAUGGUGGCCACUCUGGUGGUCUCGUCUGUCUGGUACGUGGGAUUGGAUAACGUUGGGUGA